AUGUUACCUCGCUCUGAUGAUGUCCGUCAUAUGACGGACGAAAGCUCAGCACGUGUUCACUGGAAUCGAAGGAGAUUGCCUCGUAAACAGCGUCAGCAUGAAUCUUCCUGUAAAACCAAUCGACAGCUGAUCAAGAGGAAUUCACCGUCGUCUUCUGGUGGAACUGACUUUAAAAUCUCUUCACCCAACACUUUUACUCGAAAUGGAAGUAAUCCCAACAAUUAUGAAGCAAGGGAUUACUAG
Molecule: messenger RNA, 243 nt
Organism: Protopolystoma xenopodis
Lineage: Eukaryota; Metazoa; Platyhelminthes; Monogenea; Polystomatidea; Polystomatidae
Source: the annotation of a GenBank genome assembly